CUUGUAAGUUCCUUUCAUGUGCUGAUGACUUGCCCAGAGUGGAAAAACUGGACUCAGGAUCUUCAGAGGCAGGAGUACCUAUAAUGAAAAGUAGCUUUGCUGCAAGUGGAAAAGACAAAAGCUUUACUGAAGGAUUGUCAAAUGUCUCGCAUCCAACGAUUCCAGAUGCAAGUUCUGCUGCUACCAAUGGGAUUAUUGUUGGCCUGCUCCAGAGGAUGAAUGAACUCCAGAAUGAAGUCAAUGCACUAAAGCUCAAGUCCAUAGUUGAUGCUCAAAUGGGAAUUCAUAUGAGACCCAAUCUUGUAGGCCCAAUAUUGGGGCCAUUGGUUGCCAGGACACAGACACAGUUAGGGGAUUCUGCAAGAAAUUUGUUCCAGAGCAUCCAAGAAAACCCGAGAUUGGGCGUGGAUGUGGAUAGGUUUUAUGAGGGACCACAAGGCUUUGCCAUCCCUACUGUCUCUGCCCCAAUCAGCACCCUGGCAAAAGGCCCUCCUCCUGGGUUUGCCCCGUUGCCAUACUACCUUUCCACUCCAGGACCUGCAGUCCACACAGAAGACAUAACUGCCCCACCUCUUGAGUCUUCAAAGCCCACUGAGGAGAUCUUCUACAGCGAUGAUGAAGAUGGAGUACCAGAGAGUCCUCCAGCACAAGAAGAGGCAGAGUGUCAUGUGCUUCCUGUCUGCUUCAAAGGCACACACACCUUCCACCUGGUAUUUGCAGGAGGCGAGGCACACCUCUUGAGUGGAGAGAUUUCACGCCUCCUGUGGAAUGCCAACAUCCUUGAGACCUUGCUGCAGGAGAGGGGCAUAGUUCUACCCUCCCUCAAGAUGACCAUAGCCAGUCACCAGGACAUUUAUCUCCGCCUGGUGGAGUGUGGCACUGAUGCAGUCUAUGAUGAUGUCACAGGUAAGCUACAGAAGACUCUAACUGCCUUCCCCCUGCAUGUCCUCCCUUGGAUACUGAGAUACUUCGCUCAUGAUGACCAGCAGCUUUUGGUGUGGGUGGAGGUACUGUGUGACAAGUAUAGAAAUGUGGACAGAGAGCAUGGAGAGGGAAGAGAACUGCAAGGAGAGGACGAGCAAGGAGCAGGAGGUGGACCAGCAGAAACAGAAGUUAAAUGUAAUAAACAUGGAGAUGAAGUAGCAGAACCACAAGUUGCAUUGGACAUUCAUCAGAGAGAACCUACAGUAGAACCAAGAGAACCAAUAUUAGGAUGGAAUAAACAGAGAGAAGAACUAGCAGAAGAACCAGAGCUAGAAUUAAGAUUGAGUAAACCCACAGUUUUGGAAGCAGAAGCAAAAAACCCAGAGCCAACAGAAGCAGAUCAUGCUGAUUCUGAGAUGUCGUUAGGGUUUAUGGUUCGGUUAUUGAGAAGCAAGUUGAAGAACUCUUCCACUGACUCUUGCAAAAGUGUGGAAGCUUACCAAGAGGUUCAACUUCAAGAAGAGAGACGGCAUGAUGGAGAAGCAGAGAGUCUGGCUUGUGCAUCAGAGCCAACAGAAGCAAGACAUACUGAUUCUGAGAUGCAAGAAGACUUCUCAAACCAACUCAAGUUUACAAAGGAUCUCCCAAGUACCAAAUACCCCAAAUUGCCACUGGAAAAUUAUCCAAGUCAGAAGAUCCCUGGUCACUGUAAUGGCACAAUGCAUGUGAAUACUGUGUCAGACGAGAAUAGGAAUCACAAGAGAGUCCCAAACAGAGGCCGAGGGAAGUUCAGUCUUUGUUCUGUGAGACGCCCAGGCUUCAACUACCAAGAUGCCACUGGGACAAGGCCGAAGAAUGUUCUUUUCAGAGAGAGACCCAGCCAGGAAGACCUGAACAUUUUUGAGGAAACGGAUACAUCCAGUAGCACAUUGAGUAAAGUCAACAGUUCAAGAAUUGUGAGGGAAGGGGGUAAACACCUACUACCUUCUCCAGACAUACCAACAGGGACCAGCAGUUCCGGUGCUCCCAGUGUGGAUGGUGUCUCUUCAUUCAUGCAUGCCUAAGUCUGGAUUAAAACGCUAUCCUCUGUGAUGGCAUUGCAAUCAAAUGAGUUACAAAGCCAUUAUGAUUGCUUGCUGUCAAAAGCUAGAUUUGCGUUUUCUAUUUUUCAUUAUUGCCCUUUUAGAAGGGCAGAUAAUUUUUGUUUGUUUUAGCCGUCUGUCAUGACCACAUAUGUUCAUAUAGGUUAGGAAAAGGAGAGCAAUUCAAACAUUAAUUUUAUUUCAUCUUUUAAAAAAUUAUUAGAUUUGAGUUUCAUUAUUGCCCUUUUAGAAGGGCAGAUUUUUUUUUGUUUUAGCCAUCUGUGAUAAGGAAAAGAAAUAUAUUUUAUUUCAU
Molecule: messenger RNA, 2319 nt
Organism: Penaeus monodon (black tiger shrimp)
Lineage: Eukaryota; Metazoa; Arthropoda; Malacostraca; Decapoda; Penaeidae
Exons: 5
Coding region: 84-1988 (634 amino acids)
Source: RefSeq, a predicted model, not a curated record